CUCCAGGUGAUGCUGGUUGGUGACUCUGGAGUUGGCAAGACCUGCUUGCUCGUGCGGUUCAAGGAUGGCGCUUUCCUGGCCGGGAGCUUCAUCUCCACAGUGGGGAUCGAUUUCCGGAAUAAAGUCUUAAAUGUGGAUGGCGUGAGAGUAAAGCUGCAGAUCUGGGAUACAGCAGGCCAGGAGAGAUUUCGCAGUGUGACACAUGCGUACUACCGCGAUGCUCAUGCUUUACUGCUCCUCUAUGAUGUUACAAACAGAGCAUCCUUCGACAACAUCCAGGCUUGGCUGACAGAAAUCCAUGAAUAUGCCAAGCAAGAUGUGGUCCUUAUGCUGCUGGGAAACAAGGUGGACUCAACUCAGGAGCGAGUGGUGAGGCGAGAAGACGGGGAGAAAUUAGCCAAGGAAUACGGAGUGCCCUUUAUGGAGACCAGUGCCAGGAGCGGACUGAAUGUCGACUUGGCAUUCGUAGCCAUUGCCAAGGAGCUGAAGCACAGAUCUCUGAAGCUGCCCAGCGAGCCCCGGUUUAAGCUUCACGACUACGUCAAGAAGGAAGUGAAAGGUGCUGGCUGCUGCAGACCGUGAGCAGCCGAACGUCCGUGCUGCUGCCCAGCCGCACCCCUUGCAACAAGCUUCCCAGUGUGUGCCGCUGAAUCGGUGUGCUGCUCUCCCACUGCAUCCUUGCAGAAACCACGUGCUGUUUUGUGUCUUGUCUGUCUGGGCGAAACGGGACAUGUGAAAGCUUGGAAAAAGCAGAGGCCCAGUCUUUCCAGGCAGCCAAGUAUGGCUUUUAAAGGAUCAGCUGGAGGGUUGGGCUGAUUAGGAACUGGAAUUGGGCUGCUGCUGGCCUUUGAGCAGCUCUGCAAGAACCCAGCAUGAACACCACUGAAAUGAGUGGGGGUUGUGGAAGUUCGUGUGGGCACCACCUCAGUGGCUGACGUGUGUCUUGCAAGCACCAUUUCUAGUGGCCCAAGGGAGACAGAAGGGAAUUGCUGUUUCCUGCUGAGUUUUACUAUAUAUUCCUGUCUACUUUGCUCUUGGUUCUUUUGCUACUGGAAGUACUACUGGUUGACCUUUUGAGCACAAAUGCUUUGGGUGUUUUGAGCUUUUGUAGAGAAGUGUAAUACAGAGAAAGCUGGUUUUGUAUGUUUGAAAUAUGUUUUACUGCAAUUUGUCUCCUACUCAACUGUAAAACAUCCUUGGUUUGUCUUCUGUGACUGCUUCUCAAGGAGGAUGGCAGGUCCCUGCUGUCCUUCACUAACCAAGCACCCGGCUGUAUGCAAGCAAGCGGGAUGAGGUAGAGUGGAUAGCAGGCUACAGCCAAGAGAAAACUCAAGUCAAAGUCUAGCGCAGCAAGAAGUGAGGAGGGUUAGACCCCUUCGAGUGUGCCGACUUCCAUUGAGAUGGUUUUAGGGGAGCAGAAGAGCACUCUUCCUCAUUGGCAGAAGUCUA
Messenger RNA from Varanus komodoensis (Komodo dragon), 1449 nucleotides. It is a transcript of the gene RAB26, whose product is annotated as RAB26, member RAS oncogene family. The transcript has 8 exons. The coding region runs from base 10 to 582 and encodes 190 amino acids. The record is from RefSeq and is a predicted model, not a curated record. Lineage: Eukaryota; Metazoa; Chordata; Lepidosauria; Squamata; Varanidae. Gene Ontology annotation, molecular function: GTP binding; GTPase activity. Gene Ontology annotation, cellular component: endosome; Golgi apparatus.